This is a messenger RNA of Gadus morhua (Atlantic cod), 2297 nucleotides long. Its product is annotated as NAD-dependent protein deacylase sirtuin-5, mitochondrial. Gene Ontology annotation, molecular function: protein-malonyllysine demalonylase activity; NAD+ binding; histone deacetylase activity, NAD-dependent. The record is from RefSeq and is a predicted model, not a curated record. NCBI's taxonomy places the organism in Eukaryota, Metazoa, Chordata, Actinopteri, Gadiformes, Gadidae. Bases 396 to 1313 code for a protein of 305 amino acids. Gene Ontology annotation, cellular component: nucleus. The transcript is spliced from 9 exons.
UUAAUAGCCUCCUUCAUAGCAUAUACAUCAAUAACGUUAGUCUUAACACGGAUAGUGAAGUCAAUUGUAUAAGUUAUAAAUAUAUCAAAAGCGUAAAACUCUGAAUGAUUUGACAAUAAUUGUAUCAUGGGAAAAACACCGCCACCAGGUGGCCACAUAUGUGCACUUGUGCAAGCGGAGUUGUUAAUUCCAUCGCUUUCGGUUUGGAUUGGUUCAAUUGCCUGAACGGAAACAUCAGUUUCUCUACAGAAAACAAGAUCAGCAAGGCAUUCUGCGAAGGUCGAAUUAGUGUCCCGUUUUCCUUUCAAACGACACCCAGCCGUCACGACCUAUCAAGAAAGUCAACGACGAGUCAACAACAGCCGCGGUGUAACUUUCCACCACAGUGAAUUCAAAUGCUCAUCCGACACCUUUACUGUAGAGCCACGGUAACACGUGGCCUUUUUGUCCCAACUAAAAAUACCUGGGGCAAUCAAGACAUGAGCCGCCCUAGUUCAGAUUUGGCGGCGUUCAGGGAUAUAUUCUCGAAGGCCAAGCAUGUAGUGAUAUUGACCGGAGCAGGGGUGAGUGCUGAGAGUGGAGUUCCUACCUUUAGAGGUGCUGGAGGCUAUUGGCGGAAGUGGCAAGCACAGCAACUUGCCACCCCCGAAGCUUUCUCCAGGAACCCCUCGCGGGUCUGGGAGUUCUACCACUAUCGCCGCGAGGUCAUGUUGACCAAGACCCCCAACCCGGCCCACCAGGCCAUCGCAGAAUGCCAAGAGAGGCUCUGCAGAAAGGGCCGCAAGGUCACCCUCGUCACCCAGAACAUCGACGAACUACACCGCCGCGCCGGCUCCAAAGAUGUCCUUGAACUUCAUGGGAGUUUAUUUAAAACACGCUGCAUGAGCUGUGGCCAUGUAUCGGCCAACCACAAGAGCCCCAUCUGUGCUGCCCUGGAGGGCAAAGGUGCCCCUGACCCCAACACUGAUGACGCUAAGAUCCCUGUGAAUGACCUGCCAAGGUGUCAGGAAGCAGACUGCCGGGGUCUGCUCAGACCUGCUGUUGUGUGGUUCGGAGAGAGUCUGGACUCGGACAUUCUGCAGAGAGUAGAAGAAGAGCUGGACAGCUGUGAUCUCUGCCUCGUGGUUGGCACGUCUUCCAUAGUCUAUCCGGCAGCCAUGUUUGCCCCACAAGUUGCAGCCAGAGGUGUCCCUGUGGCCGAGUUCAACAUGGAGCACACACCAGCCACCAUGGAAUUUCAGUUCCACUUCCAUGGUCCUUGUGGGACCACUCUGCCCGCUGCUCUUGCACCCCACCUGUCUGAGGCCAAGUGAGGCCUGGCCACAGGCUCCUGCUUUGAUCUCCCCUUCAAGGCCCUGGGCAUUUAACACGCCGACCGACCUCAACAAUGAAUGAAUUUUCCCAUUUAUUUUUAGAUAUUUUUUAUGGCGUUGGGUGCAAUGAACCCCUUUAAUGGCUCAUCUUAAAUCUAGAUUUUUCUUUAUGGAGAAUCCAAAAUGUUGAUGUUGAUGGCCUUGGGGAAUGGUCACUACCAUGUCCACCUCAUGCCCGAAUCGUACUGCACAUGUUCAAUGGCUUUCAGUUUACGGCACUUAUACCAUAUACCAGAUAUCUUAACUAAACCAAAGAAAGACGGAAACAAAACAGGACACAUGUUCCAUGGAUAAGAAACAUCGGCUUGAUGUUUUAUUCAAACCAGUGCUUUGGCUGUUCGAGCUCAAUUGAGUAACAACAAUGUUUUUAGUAGGGUUAUCACCAUAAUUAUGUUGUAUAAAAUAACAGAAAUGCAAAGCCUUUUGUAUUAAGUUAAAAAGUAAAACCAGAAUAUUUGGGUGGUCUUACUUAGAAGAUUUAGCAUGUUGGCAUAUGUUUCUGUAUGUGUGCAGAACCGAUCCAGCAAUUGUAAAGUGACAGAAUGUGUGCAUGCGCACUGCGCAGUCUUCGGAAUACAAUACCGCAGAAAACAUUUUAAAGAGGGUUUUGUGCCAAUGUAAAUCAGACAGUAUUCUACUGCUUUGACAGUAGGGGUCAAUAUUUAGCUUAUUGUUGUUAAACUGACAGUAGGGGUCAGUGUUUAGCUUAUUUUUGUUAUACUACUAUCACUCUGGAUCCCUUUAGUUUGGAUUUAGCCUUGGGAAAGCUAAGUCAUCAUUUGAGUUAUUUGUUUAAAUAAACAUACACUGAAGAAGAAAAUUGUUAUGGUAUUUGUAUUUUCUGUGAAAUUCAGAUUGUACUUUAAAUGAAACCUAAGAAAAAAACAUUGAGUUUAAAUUAAAUAAACCAUUCUUGUUACAUAA